Pogoniulus pusillus (Red-fronted tinkerbird) is the source of this 2106-nucleotide messenger RNA. RefSeq names its product myosin light chain kinase family member 4 (gene MYLK4). The coding region runs from base 145 to 1992 and encodes 615 amino acids. Lineage: Eukaryota; Metazoa; Chordata; Aves; Piciformes; Lybiidae. The record is from RefSeq and is a predicted model, not a curated record. The transcript is spliced from 15 exons. Gene Ontology annotation, biological process: protein phosphorylation. Gene Ontology annotation, molecular function: myosin light chain kinase activity; ATP binding.
AGCCCAGCUGAGCCCUGUGCUCUUCUGCAGCCUUCAGCAUGGGGGCUGAAGUUACUACCCUUUUGUAAAUUGCUUAUUUCUGUGGCAUAAGGUAGUGAGAACAAAGAAAAGGACUGUCCAAGCCUAAACCACUUAAAAAAAUUAAUGGACAUAAUAACAGAGUCCUUGCAUGUCAAUUUGCUGGAAGUGCAAGAGAGAGAACACACUGAGCAACAGGGAACCACUGAAAUGGUUAAAAAGUGGGGGCCAAUCCCUACAGUGAGCCAAGAAAGAGGAGAAAUCAGAAGUUAUGAGUGUUCACUGGUUUACGAAUCUAAGGUGGAGAGGAAAACCGAGAGUAAAUUAACUGGGCAGAGUAUGAAGCUACUUAAAAUUAAUAGGUUGGAGGAGAUCAAUACACGAUACAGCCACAACAGACUGGAAAAAACAGCCUUUUUUCAGAGCAUGGAAAGAAUGGAGAGGACCAGAAGUUUUCAGGAAGAAAAAAUCAGGGAAUCGGGUCGUGGAACAGAAGAUGAAAAGGUCAUCAAAGAAAAGUCGCAUUUGAACGAGACAGGGAUAAAAGAGAAGAAGCCACCAGAUUCAACAGAGGGAGCCAUCCAGAAGAACCAGUCCUGCUCUCAAGGAGAAGUUGAUAAACUCAACAAGGAAAAUGUUGAGAGAGAAAAUUCUGUUCUGCUUCAAACAGACACUUCCAAAUUUCACAGUGGAGAGUCAGAAGAGAAAGGAGAAAAUUUGUCUUCUGAAAACAAUUAUAGGAGAAGCUCCAUUCAGAAAUCCUUUGCUACAGAAAAGCAGCAGGAAGAAGAUGCUGUUGAUGAUGCUUGUCAAAAGGUAACUGAGCAGAAGAUAGAGAGUGAGUCUCCAGCAGAUGAGGAGAGGAAGGAGGAACAUCAGGUGUCUGCAGAUGAAAGACAAGAGGAGAGGGAGAAAAAAGAGGAAAGAAAUGCUGAAAAGAAUGCAAAGGAUGUUGAGGAACCACCAGCUCCUUCCCAAACUGAAGAUGAGGCAGAACAAAGCCACGAUGAAGAAGAACCAGAGGGGAGGUGUAAAGGCUGCGAAAAAGAUAAUAGUCCUACUCCACCAGCACCAUUUGAUCACCGGAUUGUCUCAGCCAAAAGGGUGGGGAUCAGCAGUUAUUAUAAUGUCAGUGAGAAUGAAAUUCUAGGAGGAGGGCGAUUUGGCCAAGUGUACAAAUGUGAAGAGAAAGCAACAGGUCUGAAGCUAGCAGCCAAAAUUAUAAAAGCAAGAGGUCCUAAACAGAAGGAUGAAGUAAAGAAUGAAAUCAACGUUAUGAACCAACUGAAUCAUGUGAACCUCAUCCAGCUGUAUGAUGCCUUUGAAUCAAAAAAUGACAUUGUACUAGUCAUGGAGUAUGUGGAAGGAGGAGAGUUAUUUGACCGAAUUAUUGAUGAAAACUACAAUUUGACAGAGAUGGACACAAUCUUGUUCAUGAAGCACAUCUGUGAGGGGAUCCAGUACAUGCACCAAAUGUACAUUCUUCAUUUGGAUCUCAAGCCUGAGAAUAUCCUGUGUGUGAACCGAGCGGCAAAUCAAAUCAAAAUUAUUGACUUUGGAUUGGCAAGAAGGUAUAAACCCAGGGAAAAACUUCGAGUUAACUUUGGAACUCCGGAAUUUCUUGCUCCUGAAGUUGUGAACUAUGAGUGUGUUUCCUUUCCUACAGAUAUGUGGAGUGUAGGAGUCAUCGCUUAUAUGCUCCUCAGUGGAUUGUCUCCUUUUUUGGGUGAUAAUGACAAUGAGACCCUCAACAAUGUCCUGUCCUGUUGCUGGGAUUUUGAAGUGGAGGAAUUUCAAGGUAUUUCUGAUCAGGCCAAAGAUUUCAUCUCAAAGCUUCUCACCAAGGAAAAAUGUUGGAGAUUAAGUGCAACUGCUGCCUUAAAACACCCAUGGUUGUCAGACCACAAGCUCCACUGCAGACUCCAGAAGAAGGCUAAAAGUGACUUAGUGUCCCAAGCACCCCCUGCUCAGUAACCUCUGAAAGAGCUGCCAGACAGAAGAAAAGCUGCUGUGUGGUUACUGCUGCUGAGAGAUUUGAAAAUAGAGCAGUCCUGGUGCUUUACCCUCCUGCCGUGACCGAGACUCCUA